GCCAGUUUGGAGGGCUGGUACCCUGUGGAGCUAGGAUAACUAACUACAUUGAGCUUGGCGGUGACCCACCGUCACGUGUGGAUCGUGAACAUCUGAAUGGGUGGACGUGGGGCUGUGUUCCUGCCACGCCUCAUCUACUCCUCCUGGCAGGGCACGCCAUGGUGCCUUCAACCCAGCCCACGGCUAGAUCAAUAUGAGCCUCGCUCGAUCCUUGGGGAGGAUUAUCGUCAAGGUGAAGCCAUUUCUGCCUUGGGAACCCCCAUCAGCCCUUUGGGGCAGCCAGGAACACAUUGUCCCCACUCUUCAGAGGGACAACUGAGGCACAGAGAGAGGACAGGCACUGCAGGAGUUGAAGAUGACCAGCUCCAUGGCCUCUUACGAGCAGCUGGUACGGCAGGUGGAAGCCUUGAAGGCUGAGAACACAAACUUAAGGCAGGAGCUCCGAGAUAACUCCAGCCACCUCUCCAAACUGGAGACAGAGACUUCCGGCAUGAAGGAGGUCCUGAAACACCUUCAGGGCAAACUGGAGCAGGAGGCGUGCGUGCUGGUGUCCUCCGGGCAGACAGAAGUGUUAGAACAACUGAAAGCUCUGCAGACUGACAUCAGUAGCCUCUACAACCUAAAGUUCCAGCCCCCAGCCCUGGGCCCGGAGCCUGCCGCCCGGACACCAGAGGGAAGCCCAGUGCACGGCUCUGGCCCAACCAAGGACAGUUUCGGGGAACUGAGCCGCGCCACCAUCCGCUUGCUGGAAGAACUGGACCAGGAGCGAUGCUUCCUGUUGAGCGAGAUCGAGAAAGAGGAGAAGGAGAAGCUGUGGUAUUACUCUCAGCUGCAGGGCCUGUCCAAGCGCUUGGAUGAGCUGCCACACGUUGACACGCAGUUCUCAAUGCAGAUGGAUCUGAUCCGGCAGCAGCUGGAGUUCGAGGCCCAGCACAUCCGCUCGCUGAUGGAGGAGCGCUUCGGCACCUCCGACGAGAUGGUGCAGCGCGCACAGAUCCGCGCUUCACGCCUAGAGCAGAUUGACAAGGAGCUGUUGGAGGCCCAGGACCGGGUGCAGCAGACGGAACCUCAGGCUCUGCUGGCGGUGAAACCUGUGGCACUGGGGGAGGACCCGGAGCCGGAAGUCCCCACGCACCCUGAGGAUGGCACCCCUCACCCUGGAAACAGCAAGGUGGAGGUGGUGUUUUGGCUUCUCUCCAUGCUGGCAACACGGGACCAGGAGGACACAGCGCGCACACUGCUGGCCAUGUCCAGCUCGCCGGAGAGCUGUGUAGCCAUGCGCCGCUCGGGCUGUCUGCCACUGUUGCUCCAGAUCCUUCAUGGCACUGAGGCCGGGCCUGGGGGGCGUGCGGGGACCCCCGGGGCACCGGGUGCCAAAGAUGCACGCAUGCGCGCCAACGCAGCCAUGCACAACAUCGUUUUCUCCCAGCCGGAUCAGGGCUUGGCACGCAAGGAGAUGCGUGUGCUGCACGUGCUGGAGCAGAUCCGGGCCUACUGUGAGACCUGCUGGGACUGGCUGCAGACUCGAGACAGCGGCACCGAAGGCGGGCCAGGAGGUGCCCCUGUCCCCAUCGAACCUCAGAUAUGCCAAGCUACCUGUGCAGUGAUGAAGCUAUCCUUCGAUGAAGAGUACCGCCGGGCUAUGAAUGAGCUAGGGGGGCUGCAGGCUGUGGCAGAGCUACUGCAGGUGGAUUAUGAGAUGCACAAGAUGACGCGGGAUCCGCUCAACCUCGCUCUGCGCCGCUAUGCCGGCAUGACCCUCACCAACCUCACCUUUGGAGAUGUCGCCAACAAGGCCACUCUGUGUGCCCGCCGAGGCUGCAUGGAAGCCAUCGUGGCCCAGCUGGCCUCUGAGAGUGAGGAGCUGCACCAGGUUGUGUCCAGUAUCCUGCGCAAUCUGUCGUGGAGGGCGGACAUCAACAGCAAGAAGGUGCUGCGGGAAGUUGGCAGCAUGACUGCCCUCAUGGAAUGUGUGCUGCGGGCCUCCAAGGAGUCCACUCUAAAGAGCGUCCUCAGUGCCUUGUGGAACCUGUCUGCGCACAGCACAGAGAACAAGGCAGCCAUUUGCCAAGUGGAUGGCGCGCUGGGUUUCCUGGUGAGCACGCUCACCUAUCGUUGCCAAGGGAACUCCCUGGCAGUCAUCGAGAGUGGUGGUGGGAUCCUACGCAACGUGUCAAGCCUCAUUGCCACCCGAGAGGACUACAGGCAGGUGCUCCGUGACCACAACUGCCUACAAACGCUGCUGCAGCACCUCACGUCCCACAGCCUGACCAUUGUGAGCAACGCCUGUGGCACACUCUGGAACCUGUCGGCCCGCAGCCCCCGGGACCAGGAGCUGCUGUGGGACCUGGGGGCUGUGGGCAUGCUGCGCAACCUCGUCCACUCCAAACACAAGAUGAUCGCCAUGGGCAGUGCUGCCGCCCUGCGGAACCUGCUGGCUCACCGACCUGCCAAGUACCAGGCGGCGGCCACGGCCGUGUCCCCAGGAACCUGCGUGCCCAGCCUGUAUGUCCGCAAACAGAGGGCUCUGGAAGCGGAGCUGGACACCCGGCGCCUGGCGCAUGCGCUCGGCCACUUGGAGAAGCAGGGUCUGCCUGAGGCAGAGGCCACGUCAAAGAAGGCCCUGCCGCCCCUCCGCCACCUAGAUGGACUGGUGCAGGACUAUGCCUCUGAUUCCGGCUGCUUUGAUGACGAUGACGCACCAUCUCUGGCUGCCGCGGCCACCACAGCCGAGCCUGCCAGCCCCGCAGUGCUGUCGAUGUUCCUUGGUGGCCCCUUUCUUCAGGGCCAGGCACUGGCCCGCACCCAACCUGCCCGCCAGGGGGGCCUAGAAGCCGAGAAAGAGGCUGGCGGGGAGGCAGCUGUAGCUGCCAAGGCUAAGGCCAAGCUGGCACUGGCCGUGGCUCGGAUCGACCGACUGGUGGAGGACAUCUCUGCCCUGCAUACCUCAUCGGAUGACAGCUUCAGUCUCAGCUCGGGGGACCCCGGGCAGGAGGCACCAAGGGAGGGGCGUGCCCAGUCUUGCUCUCCAUGCCGGGGCACUGAGGGUGGGCGCCGCGAGGCCAGCAACCGGGCGCACCCUCUACUGAGGCUCAAGGCGGCCCACACCAGCCUCUCCAACGACAGUCUGAACAGUGGUAGCACAAGCGAUGGCUACUGUCCCCGGGAACACAUGCGGCCCUGCCCACUGGCUGCAUUGGCUGAGCACCGUGAGGACCCUUUGCGUGGGCAGACUCGGCCCAGCAGGCUGGACCUGGACCUGCCCCGCCGGGCUGACCUGCCUGCCCGGGACACGGCCACCGCCGAUGCCCGUGUGCGCACCAUCAAGCUAUCCCCAACCUAUCAGCAUGUGCCAUUGCUUGAUGGUGCCACUGGGACAGGCAUCAGACCCCUCGCCGGACCGGGAGCCUCCCCGGGGACUCGGAAGCAGGCGUGGAUACCUGCAGAUGGCUUGAGCAAAGUCCCAGAGAAACUGGUGUCGUCUCCACUGCCUGCGGCUAGCCAGGUGCUGCAGAAGCUGGUGGCCCAGGAGGGGCCACUGUCCCUCUCCCGAUGCAGCUCACUGUCCUCUCUGUCUUCCACCGGCCAUGCUGGGCCCAGCCAGGCCGGGAACCUUGAUGACAGUGAUUCCUCUCUGGAGGGACUGGAGGAGGCUGGCCCAGGUGAGGCGGAGCUGGAUGGGGUGUGGCGAGCGUCUGGGUCCGCCUCUCUACCUGUGUCCAUCCCAGCCUCCCACCGGGGCCGCAGUGCAGGUCUUGGGGUGGAGGAUGCGACGCCGUCCAGCUCGUCUGAGAACUGCGUCCAGGAGACACCGUUGGUCCUGAGCCGCUGCAGUUCUGUCAGUUCUCUGGGCAGCUUCGAGAGCCGCUCCAUCGCCAGCUCCGUCCCCAGCGACCCGUGCAGUGGGCUGGGCAGUGGCACCGUGAGUCCCAGCGAGCUGCCCGAUAGCCCCGGGCAGACGAUGCCGCCGAGCCGCAGCAAGACGCCACCAGCGCCUGCCGGCCAGCCUGAAGCCAGCCAGUUCAGUCUGCAGUGGGAGAGCUAUGUGAAGCGCUUCCUAGACAUCGCGGACUGCCGGGAGCGGUGCCAGCCGCCCUCGGAGCUCGAUGCAGGCAGUGUCCGCUUCACGGUGGAGAAGCCAGACGAGAACUUCUCCUGUGCCUCCAGCCUGAGUGCGCUGGCCCUGCACGAGCUGUACGUCCAGCAGGACGUGGAGCUCUGCCUGAGGCCACCAGCCUGCCCAGAACAUGCAGGGGGUGGUGGGGGACACCGCCGGAGGGACGAGGCCGCCGGCCGCCUAGAUGGCCCAGCACCCGCUAGUUCUCGGGCUCGGUCAGCGACUGAUAAAGACCUAGAGGCGCUUCGUGAAUGUCUGGGGGCAGCAAUGCCCGCCCGGCUCCGCAAGGUGGCCUCUGCCCUGGUGCCUGGCCGCCGGGCACUGCCGGUCCCCGUGUACAUGUUAGUGCCAGCCCCGGCUCGGAAUGACGACUCUGGCACUGACUCGGCAGAGGGCACACCUGUCAACUUCUCCAGUGCUGCGUCCCUCAGUGAUGAGACCUUACAGGGACCCUCCAGGGACAAGCCAGGAGGGCCUGGAGAAAGGCAGAGACCCACAGGCCGAGCCGCCCCUUCCAGGCAGACCCGUGGGCACCGACCCAAGACGGCGGGCGCUGGCAAGAGUACAGAGCACGCCCGAGGGGCCAGUAGGAGCCGAGCAGGCUUAGAAUUACCCCUCAGCAGGCCCCAGAGUGCCCGAUCCAACAGAGAUGGCUCGUGCCAGACCCGGACCCGCGGGGACGGUGCCCUGCAGUCGCUGUGCCUCACCACGCCCACAGAGGAAGCUGUGUACUGCUUCUACGACUCUGACGAGGAGCCACCAGCCACAGCACCACCCCCCCGGCAGAUGUCUGCCAUCCCACGGGCUCUGAAGCGUGAGAAACCCACAGGUAGAAAGGAGGCCCCAUCCAGGGUGUCACAGCCUGUCACACCACCUGUGAGGGUGCAGCCCAGACUGAUUGUGGAUGAGACCCCACCCUGCUAUUCCUCAGCGAGCUCCCUCAGCGAGCCUGAGACCUCUGAACAGCCAUUCAGCCAUCCCGCAGGCCGGGGGCAGGCAACCACCAAGGACCCAGGCCCAGGCAGUAACCGGGACAGAUCUCCUAGCCCAAGGGCAGAGGAGGAGCUAUUACAGCGAUGUAUCAGCUUAGCCCUGCCCAGGCGCCGGACCCAGGUACCUGGAUCUCGGCGCCGCAAACCCAGAGCUGCCCGGUCUGAUGUGCGGCCCACUGAGGUGCCUCGGAAGUGCCGCGAGGAGGCGCCUGGCUCUGACCCGGCGUCUGAUUUAGACAGUGUUGAGUGGCAGGCCAUCCAAGAGGGUGCAAACUCCAUCGUUACAUGGCUGCACCAGGCGGCAGCCAAGGCCAGCCUGGAGGCGUCUUCUGAGUCUGACUCCCUCUUGUCUCUGGUGUCUGGGCUCUCAGCAGGCUCCACGUUGCAGUCCUCCAAACACAGGAAAGCACGAAAAUCUGGGGCUGAAUCUGGGGGUACCUGGCGUCCAGAGAAACGGGGUGCAACUUCCACCAAGAUCAGUGGGAGUGCGCGAUUUCCUAGUGGCUCCGAGAAGGCAAAAGGUACCCAGAAAGUGGUGGCAGGGGAACCAGCCAUGCUCCGGGGACGGACGGUGAUCUACACAGCCAGCCCAGCCUCCCGGGCUCAGUCCAAAGGAGUUUCUGGCCCUUGUGCCACACCUAAGAAGAUGGGGACAUCUGGUACCACUCAGCCAGAAACUGCCACCAAAGCUCCCAGCCCUGGGCAACAGCGUUCACGGAGCCUCCACCGGCCAGGUAAGAUCUCGGAGCUGGCAGCCUUGAGUCACCCACCCAGGAGCGCGACGCCCCCUGCCCGCCUCGCCAAGACUCCAUCCUCAAGCUCGUCACAGACUUCACCAGCGUCCCAGCCCCUGCCUAGGAGGUCCCCUCUGGCCACUCCAACUGCAGGGCCUCUGCCUGGCCCUGGAGGGUCUCCAGUGCCCAAGUCACCGGCCCGGGCCCUCCUGGCUAAGCAACACAAGACUCAGAAGUCACCUGUGCGGAUCCCGUUCAUGCAAAGACCAGCCAAGCGAGGGCCACCACCACUGGCUAGGCCAUCCCCAGAGCCUGGAUCCAGGGGCAGAGCUGGGGCUGAGGGGGCUCCUGGGGUUCGUGGAGGCCGCCUGGGCCUAGUGCGUAUGGCCUCAGCCCGUUCCAGCGGCAGCGAGUCCUCAGAGCGCUCGGGCUUCCGCAGGCAGCUGACCUUCAUCAAGGAAUCCCCGGGCCUCCUUCGUCGCCGCAGGUCGGAGCUGUCCUCUGCAGACUCCACGACCCCCACCUCGCAGGCCGCCUCUCCCCGCCGUGGACGGCCGGCACUCCCUGCUGUCUUCCUCUGCUCCUCUCGCUGCGAUGAGUUGCGGGUGUCCCCACGGCAGCCUCUGACGCCACAGAGGUCCCCGCAGGCCAAGCCAGGUCUUGCUCCGCGUGCGCCCAGGCGCACCAGCUCUGAGAGCCCCUCACGCCUGCCUGUGCGGGCACCGCCGGGGCGGCCUGAGGCAGUCAAGCGCUAUGCAUCCCUGCCACACAUCAGUGUUGCACGCAGGCCAGAUGGUGCUGCCUCUGUAGCCGCUCCCCAGGUUAACGCCUCUCGCCGGGGAAGUGAUGGAGAGGCCAGGCCACUGCCCAGGGUAGCUGCGCCAGGUACCACCUGGCGACGAAUCAAGGAUGAAGAUGUCCCCCACAUACUGCGUAGCACACUGCCCGCCACCGCCCUGCCUCUCAGGGGUCCAUCGCCCGAGGGUAGCCCUGCUGGGACUCCGCCACGCAAGACCAGUGACGCAGUGGUACAGACAGAGGAUGUGGCUACCUCUAAGACCAACUCCAGCACGUCGCCCAGCCUGGAGAGCAGGGAGCCCCCACGGGCCCAGCCCGGCGGCCCUGUCACUUCAUUGGGCAGUGAUGUGGACGGACCAGUCCUCAGCAAGCCAGCUGCCUCAGCGCCCUUCACCCACGAGGGCCCGAGUGUUGUCAUGGGAGGGUUUCCCACCAGCAGGCACGGUUCCCCGAGCAGGGCUGCACGAGUUUCCCCCUUCAACUACGUGCCCAGUCCUAUGGUGGUGGCCACAGCGGCCAGUGACUCUGCAUUGCAGAAAGCCCCUGUCUCCUCUCCAGCCAGCCUCCUGGAGUAGUGGGUGUAGACCAACCUUCUGGAACGUUCUCUGCCCUGUGGCCCAGUCUGGCAGCCCUGCAGGCUUGCUCUCCAGAUGCUCCGAGCCAGCACAUCUAUGCCCUCAGAGCUCCUGUCCAGCUCCCAUCUCCACACCUUAGAGCCAGCUCUUGCUUCUGUGCCUGGGGCGCCAGGCAAACGGCUACAGACAGGCUGCAGGGCACAUGGCAUCAUUUUCUGAUGGGAAGGGGACGGAGAGCCAAGCUUUGAGGGGCACUAGCUGCAGGCACCAUGCAAGACCCGCCCUGGGCUGCACACGGGGGUGUGGCACGGCCUCUAGGUAGGUGGCUGCCUUUGCCUCCAAGGUAGGGCAGGCUGUGGGGAGGGUGGGGAGGCUCCUGACAGCUGGCGCUGCCUCAACCUCAGCCCUGCACCACGAAGCCUGUAAUUAGUGCUGGGGUAAUUGGUUAAUGAGGACUCUGCAGGCGUGUUUGCCUUCGCAGCCACAGCUGAGUGUAGUCAAGCUGCUCCCUGAGCGUUCAUCACGGCCUGAGACCGCUGAGGGUGAACGGUCCUCCUGGCACAAAUGCCAGGGAGCUGCUGGCCCAUGGGACAGGAGGGAUUCUAGUUCCGAGGACAAGCUGAACGGGCUCUGGGGUGAGGGAGGGAGAGUAGGCCAGGCAGCCGGCGUCCUUGGGGAGUGGAUGAGCAGCAGCAGCGUAGGGAGGAGACGGACCAUCCGUGGGAGCCGGGCCCUUGCCAGCGUCCUGCUUGCGUGUGAUGCAGGGAAUGUCCGCAUCCUCGUCCCUGGCGCACCCACAGCCUGCAGGCAGCGUGGGGACUGGUGGCGGCGAGGUGCAAGGCCCUUUGAGGACCUGCGUCUUGGGUCUCAGCUCAGCACGCUUUCCUGUGGGACCCUGGGCUGCUCUCUGCAAAGGGACACGCAGCCAUGGCCGCCUGCAGGAGCUGUUCCUGGAGAAGGACACCACCCUUGAGCUGGCCUCAAGCCCCUGCUGAGAUGAGGGAAGGGGCUCUGAGGACAAGGUGGGAGGUACCACUGCCCCUUCCACCAGGCCGUUUACGGCAGGGGAGCCGGCAGAUCCACGAUUGCCUUUGUGAGUGGACAGUGACAACCAGGGGACACCACCAGGACUGACUCUACAGAGCUGUGCAACUUAACAUGCACCCUGACAUCUGUCCAGUGCUUUGAAAUGCCACAGUCCCAGAGAUGCCUGGUGCUUCCCUUGCCCAGGCCUCUGCCCCCUCACCAAAGCAGGAACACCAGGUACCAGCUGUUCAACUCCAUGGCUGCUGGACAGGGCUCUGGCAGAGCUCCAAGGGCCCGCUGGCCUAAGGAGAAUGACGGAGUCAUGAGGACGCAAUUCAUACCUACCGUGCACCCCAGGAUGCCCCCGCGGAGGGGACACAGCACUAGACAGAUAUCCUACUGGGGCUGGAGAGGGGACCUUCAUCCUCUGCAGAGUGAACCUGUAAAUGACGCACUGUGAGACCCUAGGUGGUACACAUGCUGCUCUGUGCCUCGGUUUCCCCACGUGGGCCGUGGGAGGAUUCGAAGCGGAGCAGGGAGAGGACCAUCACUCUCUGGUCGCCCCCUUCUGUCCUGUCGCCGGACCCAGCGGCCAUGUUUGCCUUUUCUACCCCACGCAGUGGGGACACAAGCCACAGAACACCCAGACCAGGGUAGGUAAGAGCUGGCCUGGGACAGAGGCUUCUGGAAGGGUGACCGAAGCCAGGAGGCCAGCCUUCCCCUGGAGUGUCCUUAGAGAUGGAAGGGGAGGAGUCCGCUGUCGCCCGGGCUGCAGCGGCUGCGGGUACCUGAGCCGGAGACCAGUGGUUCCCUGGAGAUGAGCCACUGCGUGCUCGAACCGGGCAACACGCCCACGAGUUGCCUCACCUCCUGUCCCGCCUGCCGCCGUCCUACAGCCAGUGCCAUCCCCUUCUCACACCUGGUUGGCUUGUCCUCUGCUGCUGCCCCAUCUCUGUCCUGCCCUACAGGGUUAACAUUUCUGACAUACUGACCCCAGCCCCAUGUAGAUACCCGCAGGACGCCCAGCCUGGCUUCUGGUUCUCAUUCACAUCUUUAAUAAAGUGAGUCACUGAGUUGC
Messenger RNA from Mesocricetus auratus (golden hamster), 9320 nucleotides. It is a transcript of the gene Apc2, whose product is annotated as APC regulator of WNT signaling pathway 2. Gene Ontology annotation, biological process: negative regulation of canonical Wnt signaling pathway; cell fate specification; positive regulation of protein catabolic process. The record is from RefSeq and is a predicted model, not a curated record. Gene Ontology annotation, molecular function: gamma-catenin binding; beta-catenin binding; microtubule binding. The coding region runs from base 356 to 7216 and encodes 2286 amino acids. NCBI's taxonomy places the organism in Eukaryota, Metazoa, Chordata, Mammalia, Rodentia, Cricetidae. Gene Ontology annotation, cellular component: beta-catenin destruction complex; catenin complex; cytoplasmic microtubule. The transcript is spliced from 15 exons.